AUGGCCGAAGACAGUCAUAUCACCGCGAAGAAGAACUCCAAGUUGGGAAAGAUCUUCUUGUCGUUCGUCGAUACAAUCGAAGGCUUUCACGAUCCCUCGAUCCUGGCACUUGUCAAGCAAGUGGCCUCAUCAUCCCCGUCACCAACCGACAUAGAAGCAGCCUGGGAGCUUCUUGGCGGAUGGACCAGCACGGGCCUCACCCUUCCCAAAUCGAUUCCGCCUGCACCUGCACUGCACUUCCCUGCCGAGCACCGCUUGCAUUUCGAUGUGCCGUUUGAAUGGUACUUCGUUACGCUCAGCCUCAACCUCGAAUGUGGUGGCCGUGUCAGCGCGGUCUUCAUCAUUUUCCGCAAGGCCAUUGGUACACAUGCGUCCUCGCCAAAGCAUACCACAGAUCUAGACCGGCAGAUCUUCAGCACAUCUUUGGGUAUCACAAUCGAGAUGCCUGGUGCCCCGGCUGUUCAUCAUGCCUUUCCAGUCAUCGCACGCGCUCCAAUCGAGGGUGGUGUCAAGUAUGGCAACAACCCGUUCCAUCUGACUGUCGGGAAGAACUCGUUCAACGGCAGUGUUGAUGUCUUCCCCCUACGCGUGCACAUAGACGGUCCAGGCGACUCUCUUGUUGGUUGCCCAACGAUAGAGAUCGAUCUAGAUUGUUCCGCCACGAACCCACUUUUCUUGCAGGGCGUCAACGGGUUUGUUGGUGCGCCUGGUGGGCCAACAUGGUACUACUAUAGCUGGGCUAACCAGUCCACAACCGGAUCUGUGAAAAUUGACGGGCAUCACCAUGUUGUUACCUCAGGUGUCACCUGGAUGGACCAUCAGUGGGGUGGUUGGGAUGUGCCAACCAGUCCAACAAAGCCGGGGGGCGGCGGAUGGUGCUGGUUCGAGUUCCAGUUUGAUGGUAACCGCGCCCUCACGCUGGCUUGCCCACACAGCGGUAAAAUCGUACCUUCUUUAUGGGGUUUUGGAGUCUACGUCGAAGGGAAAUCAUCGAGUCUUGUCGAAGCGAAGUUGGACGUCGGCCAAUUCGCAAAGAGCCCAGAAACAGACGCGAAUUAUCCCUCAGCAUGGCACCUUGUUGUGCAGUCAGCAACGGUCAAUCUUGAUGUCGUCGUGACUACUGUCUGUGAUCAGCAGUCGUUGUGGCAGGGUGGGUUGACUGAGUAUGCAGAAGCAGCGUCCACCGUGGUAGCGACAGGACACGUUGAUGGGAAAGAGGUCACGAUGGAAGGCGUUGGAUAUUGUGAGAGUGUUGGGCUUGAGGAUUAUGUGGAGGCUAACACCAGACGCAACAUGUGGCUGCUCUCAUCCCUUCAGCACGAGAAUGUGGACUGA
This is a messenger RNA of Laccaria bicolor S238N-H82, 1335 nucleotides long. RefSeq lists its product as uncharacterized. The coding region runs from base 1 to 1335 and encodes 444 amino acids. NCBI's taxonomy places the organism in Eukaryota, Fungi, Basidiomycota, Agaricomycetes, Agaricales, Hydnangiaceae. The record is from RefSeq and is a predicted model, not a curated record. The transcript has a single exon.